AUGACCGACCCCAAGGUGCUCGAGAAGCGGAACGAGAUCAAGAAGCGGGUGCAGGCCUACGUCCAGGAGAAGAAGGACAAGGGCGAGGCUCUCACCGAGGAAAGCGAAGCCGAGGGCGAGCUCGAGGGCGCAGAACAGACCGAAGCCGCCGCGGAAGCGGAAGGCGAAGAGAAAGAAGAGGAGGAGGUGGAUGAGGCCGCCACGACGAAAAAGAAUGAAGACGAGGCCACUGCCGAGAACGGCGAAGAGGAGCAAGAGAACGAAGAGGAAGACGACUUCUUCGUGGAAGAGAAGGCGACGGAGGUGAAGAAGACCGAUGCCAAGCCAGCCACGCCCGCCAAGGCCGCUGAGGCCAAGCCCGCCGCCAAGGCCAAGCCCGCCACUCCAGCUAAGGCCGAGGCCAAGCCCUCUAUCACCCCGGUCAAGGCCAAGCCUGCCACUCCUGCCAAGACCAAGCCCGCCACUCCUGCCAAGGCCAAGCCCUCUAUCACCCCGGCCAAGGCCAAGCCCGAGACUCCCGCCGCUAAGACUGUGACAACGACACCAGCGAAGCCUUCGCCGGAGGAUGCUACGGGCCCCAGCACGCCAACGGUGUCGACGACGACCGCCACCACCACACCAACCACUCCCACUGCGGCUACCGCUGGCGAAGCUCAACUGACGUCGGCGCAGAAGAAGCGGCUGAGGAAGAAGCGAAAGUCGGGCCAAAUUGAGGGAGCCAAGGAGGAGACCACCGCCACGACUGCGACGACGACGACGACGACAACAAAGACGACCAACACGGCCGCCGCCGCAGUCGCACCUGCGACCCUCAAGGCCGAUGCCAUCCAGCAGGCCAAGGCCGACCUUGCGCCGCAGGCCGAGGCGGAAACGGUCUCGGAGACCACCACGCAGGAGGCCAAGGCCACCACCCCCGCCAAGAAGAGGAGGCGAAGCCGCGGCAAGACUGCCGCUAAUCCUGCCGCCGCCGCCGCGGCCGAUGCCAACAAGAUGGACGUCGUGCCGACCAAGGAGCCCGCGUCCAGCCCGGCCCAACCUACGAAGAAGGCAACGGCCAGCCCCGCGAAGAAGCAGGCGCCGAGCCCGGCUGCUGCCAAGAAGGGGACGGCCAGCCCCGCGGCCAACAACAAGCGAAAGGCCGCGGCUGCCGCGCAGCCCGUGAAGGCCGCUCCCGCUCCUCCCGCCGCGCCCGCCGAGGAUGACACUGAUGAGGUUACAGAGGUGCCCUCGCGCAAGAAGAAGAGAAGCGGUGGAGCGUUUGACCCGAAGGUGGCCAAGAAUCUGGCCAGCCGGCAGCAGGCCGCCGAAGCUGCCGCGCCGCUACCGGAGAAGAGCCACACCAAGUUCCAGUGA
This is a messenger RNA of Acanthamoeba castellanii str. Neff, 1353 nucleotides long. RefSeq lists its product as uncharacterized. Bases 1 to 1353 code for a protein of 450 amino acids. Lineage: Eukaryota; Discosea; Longamoebia; Acanthamoebidae. The transcript is spliced from 2 exons. The record is from RefSeq and is a predicted model, not a curated record.